Molecule: messenger RNA, 1676 nt
Organism: Pseudopipra pipra
Lineage: Eukaryota; Metazoa; Chordata; Aves; Passeriformes; Pipridae
Gene: TWIST2
Product: twist family bHLH transcription factor 2
Exons: 2
Coding region: 348-830 (160 amino acids)
Biological process (GO): developmental process; regulation of transcription by RNA polymerase II
Molecular function (GO): DNA-binding transcription factor activity, RNA polymerase II-specific; protein dimerization activity; RNA polymerase II transcription regulatory region sequence-specific DNA binding
Source: RefSeq, a predicted model, not a curated record
UCAGGAGGGAGCCCCGCACCUCCCUCACUUCUGACAACUAUUUAGCAACUGAGCUCAGCUAAAGUUUCCAAAAAGUUAGAAUAACUUCCUCUCUCCGAGACCUCAAUUUUUUUGCACAACCCUGGUCCUUGAAAUAAGAGCCCUUCAAGCAACCUGGAAAACGUUUGGUCAGCAAAAAAAAAAAAAAAAAAAAAAAAAAAAGGGGGAAAAAAAGAGAGAGAAAAAGAGUCCUCCUGUUUUUCCAAAGGAUCUGUCUCAGGAAUUUAAAGCACAUUUAAGACACACACACACUCACAUAACAUAAGGAGGGGGGGAAAAGCUCUUCCCCUCCUCUUCUUGCAGAAAGCAUGGAAGAAAGCUCCAGUUCUCCUGUUUCCCCAGUGGAUAGCUUGGGGACCAGUGAAGAGGAGCUGGAAAGGCAGCCAAAGAGAUUUGGCAGGAAGAGAAGAUACAGUAAGAAGUCCAGCGAAGAUGGCAGCCCCAACCCAGGCAAGAGGGGGAAGAAGUCCAGUCCCAGCUCCCAAUCCUACGAAGAACUGCAGAGCCAGAGGAUCCUGGCCAACGUCAGAGAGAGGCAGAGGACUCAGUCGCUCAACGAAGCGUUUGCCGCCUUGAGGAAAAUCAUCCCCACGCUGCCCUCGGACAAACUGAGUAAAAUCCAGACCCUCAAGCUGGCAGCAAGGUACAUAGACUUCCUCUACCAGGUGCUACAGAGCGACGAGAUGGACAGUAAGAUGACGAGCUGCAGUUACGUGGCUCACGAGAGGCUCAGUUAUGCCUUCUCCGUGUGGAGGAUGGAGGGAGCGUGGUCCAUGUCGGCCUCCCACUAGCCACCGGCUGCCCCCGGGAGUGUCCAGCGUCUGCAACUGAAGUGGAAUUGGGAUUUAUCCAAGUUUGUAGCUUCUGAAACCUUAAAAACCUCAAGUCAACUGGUCCAAAAGACCCCUCUUGACCUCCCUGGCUCUGAACCCUCGGUGGAGCACUUGGACUGAGCAGAAAACAGCACCAAACGGGCUGAAAGUUUGCAACCUCUCCCCCCAAAGCCGCUGACCAGCGAGAAGAGGAGAAGUGACAUUCCUGGCUGUCCGUUGCCGUCGGGUUUCGUGUCUGUCUGUCCCCGGCUUUGGGGUUUUAGUGCCAAUUUUUACUUUUUUUUUUUCUGAAAAAAGCAAACCAAGAGAAAUCUUAAUUCAGGAACGCAUUGAUGAGACAUCUUUGGGUUUGGUUUUACUCCCCUGAACUGUAGCGGGUUUGGGUUGUUUUGGUUUUUUUUUUUCUUUUUUUUUUUUGAGCGAUUUUUUGAAAGUCAAACCCUGAUUUCUUGUACAGUCGUGGCAAAACCGGACCAAGGCUCUCAGAAAAAAUAGGAGAAGAAGGACAAAAGCCCACGGUGUGCCCAGCUCCCUGCAUGAUUUGUGACAAUAAAGCCUGGAUCACAGACUGCCCUCCACACUCUGCCACCUCUCCCUUAUUGCUCCAUGAUUUGCUACAGCUCAUCCUGCUCCCUUUUUUUGUUUUGUUUUUAUUUUUAUUAUUUUUCUUUUUUUUUUUCAGUUCCAGUGUAUAUGUGGCUUAUUUGUUUUAUUUAUUGAGAUAUUUUUAACGAGCUAAGAGACUGCAAUGUUGCUGUGUAUACUGCUUCUCUUGCCAAUAAAAAUAAAGAUGUCAUGCAGCUA